Molecule: messenger RNA, 2211 nt
Organism: Momordica charantia (bitter melon)
Lineage: Eukaryota; Viridiplantae; Streptophyta; Magnoliopsida; Cucurbitales; Cucurbitaceae
Product: guanosine-3',5'-bis (diphosphate) 3'-pyrophosphohydrolase, putative (DUF2215)
Source: RefSeq, a predicted model, not a curated record
CGCAAUUGGAGCUCACGAACACGCUCUCAUAUCAAAAAAAUCAAUGGAAGAAAUCUCAGAAUUCGAAUCCACAGAGCACGAGAGUCUCCUGCUCUUGCUCUUGCGCUUGCGCUUCCGCACAGCCCACUUCGCAUAGCGAUCAUGGCCGCCGCCUCAUUUACCCUUCUCCUCCUCCUCAUCCUCUCAUCGCCUCUUCUUCUCUGCCAUUCCACUCACAACACCGACCUCAAGGGUAUUGACAUCGGGCACCCAGCUGAAGAUGUUUUUCCAUCUCCACUUUCUGGAGCCAGUGAUAUAAAAUGUGAUCGUGUUCGAAUUUCUGGUCUUUCGAGAUUAAAACUUGGAAGUUUUGCCAGUUCUUUUCGAGUAACUGGAGUUCCAUCAGUUGCUAUUCCCGAAAGACUGCAUACAAAAAUUCAGGUUUGUUUUCACUGGAACAAUUCACUUGGAUUGUGCCAGUGUGAAGAUGAUGAGUGGAAAACUUUUCAAAAGGGAUUAUGGAGCUCCUCCAUGUCUCCUUAUGAAGUCAGAUAUAUUGAUGUUAAAGUUAUUAAUGGCACGCCUCUGAGUGGUCCAGUCACAAUUGCUAUUGAAGAAGAUUUUCAACAGUGGCGYCUAUUGUGUCUAGUAUUGGGGUUUAUGUUGCUUCUGCUAGCUCCUGUUGUCAGCAGCUGGGUUCCUUUCUAUUACAGCAGUUCGAUGUUUAUUGGAAUUUUUCUCGUCAUCUUAAUUAUUCUUUUUCAGGGAAUGAAGUUGUUGCCAACUGGAAGGAAGAAUGUCUUUUAUCUCACUGUAUAUGGAUCGGUGCUUGGAGCGGGAUCCUAUCUUGUUCACUAUUUUGCUAUGAUAGUAAAUUCGAUUCUUCUCAGUUUUGGACUGAGAGAGGAGAUGCACAAUCCUGUUGCCAUCUUUUUAUUUCUGGGAAUCGUCCUUUCUGGAGCUGCUUUAGGAUACUGGAUUGUCAGGAAGUUUGUUAUCAAGGAUGGAAAUGUUGAUGAUGGCGUGGCCCAGUUUGUAAAAUGGGCAAUGCGUAUUAUUGGAGCCAUAUCUAUCUUUCAGAGUACCCCUGAUGCUCCUUUAGCACUUGUGGCCUUUGCUUGUUGUUGGGCCAUCUGCUAUCUUAUCUCUUCUCUGAUGCGGUGUGUUACAAUGGAUCAAUCAUAUUCUGGAUCUGGUAGCCCUUGGCAACCGCAGAAUAAGCAGAUGGUUGGGAAGCAGAUUCGUACCGAAUUCCUUAGCCGAUCAAGCCCUCAAGACAGGAGAUGGAGAACUUCCRAUAGCCACAGCCCGGCUUGGUCUAAUUCGCCGGUUAAAGGCGUGAUUUUGCCAUCCUCCGGGAUGCAAAAUCAGGACUACUACUCAACCUUCCACAAGACCCGCAACCGAAAGAAGUUCACAAAGAAAGCCUGGGAUGAUUUCACUAGAGAUUCGACMCGACAAGCAUUGGCAGAGUGGGCAUCGUCCCCCGAAUUCACAGAUUGGAUCAUGGAGCAUGCUGACAGGAUUCAACUGCUCCCAAGUGAUACUUCAGAUGAAACUGUUGGAAGCGAAUCUGAUUCAACCAAUGAGAAUGUUGUUGGUAGUGGCAGUAGGUUCAGCUUUUUAAACUGGUAGAGGCUAGGUUUCUGUAUCUGCUAACAUGGAGAAGGAUAGGGUAAGAUCAUCAGGUUCUUAGUUAGGAAAUUUGAUUCUGUUGGUUGAGAUGAAGCAAGUUUUGCGAAUUAUCCCGAACCACACGUCUAACAGCUAGAGUUGUCUCAUAGAUUAGGUCGACUUGCGAAACUGCUAUCGUGGCAUGUGAAUAUGUCGACUUGGCUCGACACAACACAACACAACACGAGCAUAUCACUCAUUGUGUUUCAUGUUGUUGCCACCUACAACUGCAACCCAACAUGUUUAUAUAAUGUGGGAUAAGCCAUGGUGCAACACAGUUUACGACUCCUACGAGACAGGGGACGAGGCAGGAUGUGUCCGACACCUCUACAAACAGCUGAUGUUACAUUUGUUUUAGGCACAGCAGAAGUUAUAUAGCUUCCAAGUUGAGUUUUGCUGUACUGUCUGAAUAUAUAUGGGAAUAGAUGGUGCUCCUUCUGUUUGCUCUCUUUAUUUCUUUUUAGGAUAGUAAUCACUUUUUCAGCAAUAAUCUUAAUUGUAAGAUUGUUCUUUUGUAAUAUCAAUCAUUUAAAUAUCGAAAAUGUUUAGUAUAUCUCA